AUGGAGCGGUUGGAACGCAUGGUGUCUGGGUUGGCGACAGUUCGGCCACAACCCCCUAUGCCCGGUCUUCUCGGUCCAAUUCCCAACCCCCCACGGCCAACCGUAACGACGCCGGACUUGCAAGCUAGCAAUCACCGUCCCUUCACCAUAAGACUUGAGUUGCCGAAAUUUGACGGCAAUGACCCAUGUGGUUGGAUAUUUCGUGUCACGGAGUUCUUUGAUUACCAUGAGAUUCCCGAUGCUCAGCGCGUGCGUAUAUCUGCAUUCACCAUGGAAGGAAAGGCGUCAGAAUGGUAUCAAUGGAUGAAACGUAAUAACCUGUUCACCACAUGGACAGAGUUUUUACGGCAAGUUGAACUACGCUUUGGAGCAUCUGGACUCGAAGACUACCAAGGCAAGCUAUCUAAACUGGUACAGCUAACAUCAGUGGCAGAAUACCAGUCCGAAUUCGAGAGUCUCCUGAACAGAGUUUCUGGCAUAUCGGAAUCUAUUUUAAUUUCUAGGUUUGUUGUUGGACUGAAAUCGCAUAUCCGACGAGAGGUUCAGCGUGCACGUCCUGCCUCUUUAAUGACAACUUUUUCCUUAGCAAGGGACCUCGAAUCCCAUUAUGAAGAUCUUCAGGUCGAGCUUUCACGAGAUCGACGUUUUUCUUCCCGUUGGCAAGCAAAGGGACCUACGCCCAAUCAACCGGUGACACCCUCAUCCGUUGCCGCAUCUCCUGCCCCAGGACCACCGCAACGAUCGUUGACCUUACCUCCUGCGACGACCUUGAACCAACCUAGAGAGGUCUGUGCUUCACUACCUAUUCGGCGACUGACACCGCAAGAAAUUCGGGAGAAGCGAGCAAAAGGACUAUGUUAUAAUUGUGACCAACGGUAUACUGCCAAUCAUCGUUGCCAAAGUAAAUUCUUGUUACUCUUGGGCACAGACGACAAUGACGAUUUAGGGGAUGUCGCCACAGUGAAUGCUGAGGAUGCAACCCCUCCUGAUGAUUUAGCUCUCUUGGGGGAUAUUUCGAGCUUAAAUUCCAUGGCAGGCCCGGGCAACCCGCGUUCCUUGCGGUUAUGGGGAGUAGUGGGUGAGACACAGGUCCAAAUCCUCAUCGAUGGAGGUAGCACCCACAAUUUCAUUCAACCCAAUAUGGCAGAAAAACUGAAUUUGGCUACAACAUCAGUGUCACCUUUUCGGGUGUAUGUCGGUAAUGGUGACUCAUUGGCAUGCAAUUACUGUUGUAAAAAUACCAUGUUAGUUAUGCAAGGGUCAGAAUUCUCGGUUGAUUUGUAUGUCUUGCCGAUUCAUGGCCCCGAGGUAGUGCUUGGCGUACAAUGGUUACAACAACUCGGUAAGGUGGCGCAUGAUUAUGCCAACUUAACAAUGGAAUUCAAAUGGCACGGUCGCGAUGUGACGUUAACUGGGAUUCAAUCCUUAUCCCCUCGACAGGUAUCUUUUACACAACUGCAGGCACUGAUGGAUACGGACGACGCGGUUGAACUAUAUGAGCUUUACAUGUUACCUACACAGGACGCCACAACUCCAGAUGAGGAACCCAUCAAAUUUCCUGAUCACUUAAAUCCAGAAAUUUUACAGCUCCUGCGUUCCUAUGAGCAUCUGUUUCAAGUUCCUAAAGGGCUACCGCCCCAGCGGUUCCUUAAUCACCGCAUUAGUAUCUUACCGGGCACGAAACCAGUCAAUGUACGACCAUAUCGUUAUCCCCAUUUUCAAAAGGGGGAAAUUGAGAAACAAGUUAAGGAGAUGUUGGAACAAGGCAUUAUACAACACAGUCAGAGCCCAUUUUCUUCACCAGUUCUACUUGUCAAAAAGAAAGAUGGACCUUAUCGAUUUUGUGUGGAUUAUAGGGCUUUAAAUGCAGUCACAGUUCGCGAUAAUUUUCCUAUACCAACUGCUGAUGAACUAUUCGAUGAACUGGGAAAAGCACGGGUAUUCUCUAAACUUGACCUCCGAGCAGGUUAUCAUCAGAUUCGGGUCCAUGCCGCCGAUGCUUACAAAACUGCUUUUCGCACGCAUGAAGGCCACUAUGAAUUCUUAGUCAUGCCCUUCGGGUUGACGAAUGCUCCAUCAACUUUUCAAGCGACAAUGAACAGAAUAUUCUCCCCUUUCUUGCGUUGCUUUGUCAUCAUUUUCUUUGAUGAUAUUCUGAUUUACAGUGCCAAUUAG
This is a messenger RNA of Ipomoea triloba (trilobed morning glory), 2175 nucleotides long. RefSeq lists its product as uncharacterized. The transcript has a single exon. Lineage: Eukaryota; Viridiplantae; Streptophyta; Magnoliopsida; Solanales; Convolvulaceae. The record is from RefSeq and is a predicted model, not a curated record. Bases 1 to 2175 code for a protein of 724 amino acids.